CCUCAAGUUGCCACCGGUCGAAGGCUAGUUCUUUCAUAAUCAAACCCAUCCUUUCUACCCUUCAAUCUAGACUCUUUCAAGGCCUUGUCCAGGUCUAGUUUGCGCGGUAUUCCAGCAAAGGUGCGCGACCCGCUUCCGCAAGGCCGAGGAUUGGUAGUGCGACAGGCCAUCAGCUUUGCACAUAGUCUGUAUGGACCGCUCGCCAACAUGAGUGAGGAAACUACGGAGCACGAGACUUUCCAGUCGGAAGAGUUCGACUGGCCGGCCCAAACAUACACCUCGAUCAUGCACGAACUCAAUAUUCCUGAGGAAGCACAUAGCAGUGCAAGCAGCACACCCGUCAAUGCGCCCAUAUCAGCAUCAUGCUUCAUGACCAGGUACGAGAUGAAAAGGAUAGCCGCUCGCGAAUCUAUCUCUCUAGAAGUCGAUUUACGAGAUCUGGACUUUGUGGAGCCGCCGAACGAAUCGCUGGUGUGUACCAUAUGUGCUGCUCCGUUCGUCAAGCCCAUGGAGCUCGGAUGCGAGCAUACUUUCUGUGAAGAUUGUAUAUACGGACACCUUUCCUGUGGUAUACCAAACGCUUCGUUAUGUCCGAAAUGCCGACAACCCGUGGAAACUCUGAAGCCGGUCCCAAGGCUUCUAAACCAGCUUCUGGACGAGCUCGAGGUCGAGUGCCCAAACAGAUACGAAGGCUGUCUACAACGGCUCAAGCGAUAUACAGUGAAUGAUCAUGUCAGCAAGUAUUGCGAGUAUGAGGAACUUCGAUGCCCCAAGUCGAAUUGUGGGGGCAGCAUUCAACGGCGCUUUUACGACAAGGGCUGUCUCCACACGCAUAUAGAGUGUGACGUGUGCAGCGACCUUGUCAUGGAAAAAGACAUUGCGGAUCAUGAAGAAAACAAGUGCCCCGCCGCACUAGUCAACUGCGACUGCUGUCACGCCCAGCUGCGACGUGGGCGAGUGAAGACCCAUUUAGAGGUGGACUGCCCGAUGACGACGAUCAAAUGCGUUGGGCACGUAGUUGGAUGCAAGUUUGAGGAUCGAAGAAUGGUGAUGGACGAACACAUCGCGUCAUGUCCGAUGGCGACCAUGUCGUCGUACUUUGCGGAGAUGAACGAGAGACAGCAAACGCUUCAAGAAGAGAACAAACGGCUGCGUUGCCAGGUUGACUCUCUAAACGCCAAACUUGAGGCUCUCGAAGGCAAAUAUACGAAGCUCGCAGAGAGCAUCAAGAAGGAGCGGCACCGUUCUAUGAAUACUGAGACGUCCGCCGUCUCGGCGAACCGCAUUGACGAGCUUCAUGCCAGACUGAAUGACUUGACUGCAGAUUACAACACGCGUCUCGACAACGCGACUAGUGAAGCUGCUCGGUUGCACAUGGAAAUGAUGAAUUACGUUCAGCAGAACGGCCAGCGGUUUUACACGGUCAACGGUACGAUCACGGCGCUGCGUUCUCAAAUAAACCAUCUGCUGUCGAUGACUAGGCUCGGCGGCAAUGGUGGAACGAGCGGGAAUGGGAGCUUGACAUCGGGAGGGAGCGAUGGUGGAGGAGUGAGUCUCGAAACGACGAGGAGAGAGCCUCCAAAGCUUUGAAAAACAAACAUUGACCAAGUGCUGCUUCAGCAGCCACUGUAUGAUUCCCCUUCACGCAGAGAUCCAAGUUAACGAGAUUCGGCGUUUGUUGCCUCUCUCA
Messenger RNA from Verruconis gallopava, 1690 nucleotides. RefSeq lists its product as uncharacterized. Lineage: Eukaryota; Fungi; Ascomycota; Dothideomycetes; Venturiales; Sympoventuriaceae. Gene Ontology annotation, molecular function: zinc ion binding. The record is from RefSeq and is a predicted model, not a curated record. The coding region runs from base 208 to 1590 and encodes 460 amino acids. The transcript is spliced from 2 exons.